UUGUGCGGAAAGAAAAACAAUUGCAUGUAAUGCUUCCUUGACCCUUGAUGUUCCCACUAGAUGGAACUCCACUUAUACCAUGUUAGAGGUGGCGGUGAAAUAUGAAAGGGCCUUUGAUCUAAUGAUAGACGAAGAUUCAAAUUUUGUAACAUAUUUGUGUGAUGAUGGGCCAGGGAAAAGGGGGUUGGGGCUUCCAAAUGAUGAUGAUUGGGCUAAUGUUCAACACUUUAUAAAAUUUUUGAAAGUGUUUUAUGAUGUGACUAUGCAAAUAUCGGCUUUCUCGUACACAACUACCAACAUAUAUUUCAAAACUCUGCAGAAAGUUUAUAAUUGUUUGAUUGCGUAUUGUGGUAGUGAUGAUGAUAAGUUGAGUGACAUGGCUUUCAAAAUGAAACUGAAAUAUGAUAAGUAUUGGGGAGAUUUUGAUAAAAUUAAUCCAUUGUUGUUCAUUGCUUCUGUGCUUGAUCCUCGUUACAAGAUGGAAGUAUUGGAGUUUUGGUUCUUGAGUAAUAUAGGGGAAGCAAAAACAGACCGAAUUGUCUCCAAGUUGAAGAAUAUUUUGGAACAAUUAUAUAGUCACUAUGCUAUGCAUGAUGGAGAAAGUGGGCCUAGUAGGGCAAGAAUGUCAAAUGAAGGUCGGAUUUCAACCUCAUUGGGUGUGGGACUGGGUAGUGGUACUUCUUCUGAUCCUCAAUUGAAUAAAGAUGCUUUGAAGGACUUCCAUACAUUUCGGGCAAGGAGAAAUUUGAUGCUAGCUCGGACAGAGAUAGAAAAAUAUUAUGUGGAGGGUGUUGAGAUACCAAGUGAUACAUUUGAUAUCUUAAUGUGGUGGAAUGUAAACUCAGCAAAGUAUCCAGUUCUUUCCCGGAUUGCGCGAGAUGUCUUAGCUAUUCCACUUACCACCGUUGCUUCUGAGUCUGCAUUUAGCACUGGAGGUCGUGUCAUAGAUUGUUAUCGGAGUUCUUUAGCUCCAAAAACAGUGGAGGCUCUUAUAUGUACUCAGAAUUGGUUGAGAUCUACUUGGAGUGAGCAUAACGAGCCAAACAAGGACUUGCUUUUGCAGCUUUUUCCUAGUAUUGAAGAUGAAGAGAGCUACAAGCUUGACUCAGAAAUUUUGUCUAAUUCUGUCACACUUGACGACGAGUAAGGCUCGAGGGAUGUACUUUGUCAAAAAUGUUUAUUUGGUAAGUUUUUUACAUCCUAUUAUUAUCUUACUUGAUAUUUACUUCUUGUCUUCUUUAUAGUUUAUAUGGUCUUUUAUUA
Molecule: messenger RNA, 1263 nt
Organism: Alnus glutinosa
Lineage: Eukaryota; Viridiplantae; Streptophyta; Magnoliopsida; Fagales; Betulaceae
Product: zinc finger BED domain-containing protein RICESLEEPER 2-like
Exons: 2
Coding region: 80-1147 (355 amino acids)
Molecular function (GO): DNA binding; protein dimerization activity
Source: RefSeq, a predicted model, not a curated record